CUGUGCGCUGCUCACACUGUCAGCGGUAAAUGUCCGGUGUGACAGAGAGUUAACGGCCCGGUAGAACAUGGAUGGUGAUGAGCUUACCGAGGUUCCGGAGAACGAGGAAUAUCUCACGCGCUGUUUGUGUGAGCAGCGCGAGCGCAGCCCAUAUAAGGACAGCGGAUCCACUCCUGUCGCGCGCUGGGAAUCCUGAUUCUUGUCGGACGGUGGACGCGACAGAGUCUCUUCACUGUCUCUGCUCCUCUGUGUCCAAGCGCCUUGUUUUAACCGCAUAUAACUACAUUUUACGUGGCUACAGCAUUUUACCUGCGUUUUAUGAUUUCGUGACUAACUACAAUAAUGUGGUGGAGGCCGGUUCAGACUCAGAUGAUGAGGACAAGCUGCACAUCGUGGAGGAGGAAGGCAGCCUGGCGGAUGGGGCCGACUGCGACAGCACCCUGCCAGACGAAGAGCAUCCUAGAGAGCACUGCUGGGACCGAGUGAAGGAGGAUUGUGUUUCAGAUGGUGAGGAUGACGUGAGCACAGACGCCCUGGUAGAGGAGAUGCUCCAGCAAGGGGACACAGCCGUGAUCUACCCAGAGGCUCCGGAUGACGAGCCUCACCGUCAGGGCACCCCUGACACCAGUGCCCACGAUGAAAACGGAACUCCUGAUUCGUUCUCUCAGCUGCUCACCUGCCCAUACUGUGCACGGGGCUACAAGCGUUACAGCUCCCUGAAGGAGCACAUCAAGUAUCGACACGAGAAGACCGAAGAGAGCUUCAGCUGCCCUGAGUGCAGCUACAGCUUUGCAUACCGCGCUCAACUGGAGAGACAUAUGACAGUCCACAAGAGUGGACGGGAUCAGAGACACAUCACACCGUCGGGAGGCAAUCGUAAAUUCAAGUGCACUGAAUGUGGCAAAGCAUUUAAAUACAAGCACCAUCUGAAGGAGCACCUACGCAUUCACAGUGGAGAGAAGCCCUAUGAGUGCUCCAACUGCAAGAAACGGUUCUCCCACUCAGGCUCAUACAGCUCCCACAUCAGUAGUAAGAAGUGCAUCAGCGUCAUCUCAGUUAACGGCAGACCGCGCUUGGGGAAUGCCAAAACACAGACCCAGGGUCCAUCGCCAGUACUGCCCACACCACCCUCAGUCCUCCGCACCCAGAUUAGGGAGAAGCUGGAGCACAGCAAGCCCCUACAGGAGCAGCUGCCUCUCAAUCAGAUCAAGACUGAGCCCGUGGACUACGAGUACAAGCCAACAGUGUUAACAUCCCCAACUGUGACUGCCAUGAAUGGUGGGGUUUUCAACGGAGGAGCUACAGCUCCUCUGCAAGGCACAGUCCAGGCCGUGGUCCUGCCCACUGUGGGACUGGUGUCACCCAUAAGCAUCAACCUGGCAGACCUGCAGAAUGCUCUCAAAGUGGCAGUAGAUGGGAACGUCAUUCGUCAGGUGCUGGAAAAUAAUGCCAAAGGCCAGGUGAACUCGGGGUUAACCACUGGAACGCUCCAUACCCCACAGCAGCAACUCAUCUCAGCCAUCAGUCUGCCUAUUGUGGGUCAGGAUGGAAAUGCAAAAAUCAUUAUAAACUACAGUUUGGACCCCAACCAAGGCCAGCUCACAGCCCAUAACCUAAAGAAAGAGCCAGAGCUAAUGUCACCCAGUCAGACCACAGCCGACACAUUCAAGUCCCAGAAACUUCCAGAAGAUCUCACUGUCAGAGGCAACAGGACCGAUGAGACUAAAGAAAAAGAGGAAAAGACCACUAAAACUUGUCUCCUGUGUGAUAACUGUCCUGGCGGGCUAGAAGCGCUUCACGCCCUGAAGCACUGCAAGAAGGACGGUCUCAGGCUGAAUGGAGCAGGUCUGGAUAAGUCAGAGUCUGCUGUUGCUGCUUUGCUGUCAGAGGGAGGACUCUGCAACCAACCCAAGAACCUCUUGUCACUGCUGAAGGCCUAUUUUGCCUUAAAUGCAGAGCCCACCAAGGAUGAGCUGGCCAAAAUUUCCGACUCAGUCAGCUUGCCAAUCCAUGUGGUAAAGAAGUGGUUCGACAAAAUGCAGGAAGGUCAGAUAUCAUUGGGUGCUCCAACACCUCCCUCAGAGGAAGAGGACACCUGUGAAGCUAACCAUGUGGUGUCUCUGGGCCCAGGGAAGGACAUAGCCACUAUAAGCUCUUCUGUGACCCAGGACAGCCCUACAGAAGCUACUCCAGCAGAGGUCAACGGCACUCACAGUUCGCCAACUUCCCCUUCGCCACUAAACCUGACAGCUGGAGGUCCCAUCCCAGCCGAACCCCCCCAGAGCACUGAGGGACCUCUAGACCUGUCGCUGCCAAAGCCAGUCAGAGAGGAAGCAGAGAAAGUGGUACCUAAAGCUCGCGUUUACCCUUCUCCUCCCUCUGGCUCUGCCAAUGAGGACGAACCCCUAAACUUAACUUGCACAAAGAAAGAGGCUUCGCCACUCUCAGCCAUGGGCACUAGCCCCAUUGCACUGUACGCCAGCCAGCCAAGUGCCAAACCUGUUGACAUUGUGACCACAAUGCAAUGCUUAAGAGCACUAGCCACCAACAACAAACAGACUAUCCUGAUCCCCCAGCUGGCUUACACCUAUACCACUACAGCAAACAGCCCUGCAGGGACCGAGACACACGAAACCAUCCACCUGAACGGAAUCAAGGAGGAGAGGCAGGACACGGGCUCAGAGGGUGUUUCCACGAUGGAGGAACAGAAUGACUCAGACUCAGGCCCUCCGAGGAAGAAGAUGAAGAAGACGGACAGCGGCAUGUACGCCUGCGACCUGUGUGACAAGAUCUUCCAGAAGAGCAGCUCACUGCUGAGACACAAAUACGAACACACAGGGAAGCGACCUCACGAGUGUGGCAUCUGCAGCAAGGCCUUCAAACACAAACACCACUUGAUCGAACAUAUGCGGCUCCACUCGGGGGAGAAACCGUACCAGUGCGACAAGUGUGGCAAGCGUUUCUCCCACUCGGGCUCCUACUCCCAGCACAUGAACCACCGCUAUUCUUACUGCAAGAAGGAGACACAGAGUCAAGCAGGGGGUCAGGAGAGCCCUGAGGAGGACAGCGAGGCCCAGGCCGAGAUGGAGGCCCUGAGCCGAUUGGAGAAGCUCCUGGCCAACCCCCAGCUGGACUUGGACGAGCGAGGGAGCAGCACUAGGGAGGACGAGGAGAGCGAAGAGGAGGAGGAGGAAGGCGUGGUGGACAUGGACGAUAUCCAAGUGGUGCAGAUAGGGGAUGAAGGAGGGGAUGAGGAGGAGGAGGUAGAGCAAGAGGAGAGGAAUGAGGAGGAGAUGGAGAGAGUAGUGGUAGACGGGGAAAGAGAGGAGGAGAAAACAGAGGUAGAAGAGAGAGAGGAGGCUGAUACAAGGCAGGAGGAGGUGCUCGUGAGUGUUCAGGAAGAGGAGGUCAACAUGAUGGAAGAGGAGGCAACGGAUACAGAGGGAGGGAUGACUGAAGAAACAGAGAGGGAGGUCACAGAGGAGAGCGGAGGCGAGAACAGGAACACAUUUUCUGAAGACGAGAACCAGACGCCGCAGGAGAAAGGAGAUACUGACUAAAAGAGGAACCAGACUCCUCCAUGAGACACAAUCCUCCUCCUCUCCCUGCACAGAGGAAGAACACAGGAGAUGAAGUCUGGUCACUCUGACAGUUCGUUUCAGUUCACUACUGUGUAGAAAUCCAGGUGUGCCUGAAAAAAUACUAGUGACUUUUCCACAGGAGAACGAUUUCUCACUGUUAGAAAAAUCCAUUUGUAAAGAAAAAGAUGAAGACGAACACAAAUUUUAACAGACGAAGGACAUGCAUUAUACAGACUUUGGAAGCUAGAGCCGACAUGUUUUAGAUAAUGUUUUAUUACUAAAACACCUUGGGUCAUUUCUUUUUAUCAGUGUUACUAAUUUUAUCACUCAUAUUUUAACCUUUAAAAGCUGUACAGUUGGGAGAUAUUUCUAUAUCUUUUUAUUGCCAAUGAACAAAAAAAGUCAGUAUUUUGUUAAGUUGGAAGGAAAAUAAGAAAAUCCUGUGCACUACAAGUGGCUUGGUUUACCUAUGGAUUGAGCAGUUGAGUUGUGUUGUCUACCCUUCAGUAUUACCAUGCUAGAUACACCAUGCCAUCACGCUAGCAGACGUUAGCAUUGCAAUUAUUUUUCUGUCGUUUUGAUUGGACUGUGAGCCUUAAGAAGAAAAACACUGAAGAAUAGGCAGAUCUCAGCGUUUAGUUCCUAUUAGACUUCAGAUACUUUUUUUAAAAAACAAAUCAGUGUUUAGUAGGAAUCAUUUGACAUUUUGGGGAAUAAACUUAUUCAUUUCUUGGUGACAGCUUAAUCAAAAAGGUCAUAAACAAUUCCGUAUGUCUGUCUGGUAAAUGUACAGCUAAAACCAGCAGCUUUUUAACUUGCUAUUGCUGAAACCUGGGGAACAGCUUAGCUUGGCAUAAAUAUUGGAAACCUAGCAGCACUACUAAAGCUCACCAACUCACGUUAUUUCUUAUUUGUAUGUAAUCUGUACUGUAAAAUAGUUCGGCACAUAACCCCCAUAAAACUGCAACCCAGAAUUUUUACAAAUCUAAACAGAUAAAACAAGUUAUAAUGUGUACAUUUUUGAGCUUUGGAGGUGUUUGCAGGUUGCAUUUCCUGUCUUUAUGCCUCAUUUCCACAUAGCUCUGUCUACAUAUUUCAUUUUAGCGUCCCUCUAGUGGGAUGGAUCAUGUGAGCUCUGGUGUGUGUGCAAACUCUCUCCGAUCGCUGUGGAGGAGUUUCGAGCCACCUGUAAAGAAAUGUCAUUUCUUGCAUUUGGACAAUAGAGGGCGUAGUUUGUAUAUCACGUAGAAUUAUGAGCGUAAAACAAAGCUCGUGUGGAACCAAGGAGUAAUGUCACUUUUCCAACACAGCUCUCUGGAUGUAUUUGUGAAAAAUGCAAACCCUGCGGAGGAUUUCAUACCAAUGUAUAAUCGGAAAAACUAAUCGGCUAACAGAUGAGCAGGCUGUUCAGUCUUUUGCCUACGUUUCCAGUCAAAUUCUGUAAAUGUAACCUAUAAUUAUCGAGAAACUAGUUUACCUAGUUUAGCGCAAGCUAGCUGUGUAGCAUGUGCGAACAGUGGUUCUCAUGCGUCUUUGAACAAAAUAUUCCAAGAAAAUGGCUUCUCAACUGGAAGGCCAGCCUCCGGUGCCCCAUGCCAAAUGAUCAACAAAAGUGGACGGUAAAAAUUGAAAAUCAUGAAUCUCAUCCAAAAAAAAAAAACAUUUCUUGCAUUGAGCACGAGGGGGCGUGGUGUUCAUAUCAUACAGAAUUAGUGUCGGUGUACAUACGAGUUCUGUAUUUUCUGAUCCAGAAUUUGCCUUGCGAACAUUUAAAAAGUUGUUACUUUUGCUUUGAACAUCUGAUAGACUGGACUGUAUGUCAAAACAUGUGGGUGGGGGUUAUUUAAAUCAAAUUGUAACUGGUUUACCAUGUCCUACCAGUUCUUACAUCUUUAACCAUUAAAAUUGGCUCCAUAGCUGGUAGUCCUUCUUCACCAUGCAACAUUGGUCGUGUUUAUGUCAUAGUAAUGCUCUAUGCACAUAUCCAGUAAACGUGGAUAGUAAAGUACCUUCUACUGAACUGUGGACACCAAACAAAGCUAUGUAGAGAUGAGGUGUUUGACCGAGCCCAGCUUGCUGUUUCCCCUCAUAUCCAGUAUUUAAGCUAGGCUAACUGUCAACUGUCAGCAAGAAAAUGAAUAUGCAAAAAUGUCAAACAAAUGCUUUAAAUGUUCAGAGCGAGCAUAAAGGGGAUGUAGAAAACUGUUUGUCCUUUCCUCUACCUACCCCCCUCAGAGCCUUAUGCAAAAAAACGAACUAAACAAGAGAAGCAUGCAUAUCAAAGUGCCAUUGAAUAUUGCUGUUGAAACUUAGCAGCUUUUAUCAGGUAUUGCCGGGUCCCAGAUCAACCAACAAGCCGGAAUACUGUUGACUUUGUCUGGCCACAACACCUGAGAGAGUAGAACUUUCCACAUACUCAUGUCAUAGAUUUUAAAUGAGUUGCUUUCAUUUCUAGUCUGAGCAACUAAAAUAAUUACAAUGCACAUUUUUUUUUUAAAUGAAUGAUGAAGAAUUUCUAAUUGUUAACUGUGUCCUGCCUUUUCAAAGCUUAUUCAGUGCACUUGUUUAACACACCAUGAAAUGCUCAGAUGUCUCUUCAGGUAACAAAUAUAGGCAGAUCCCAGGAGUUUAAUUCACAAUGUUUUACCUGUCAGUAUUAUUAUUUGUCUUUUUAUGUUGUUUUAUGUUCUGUUUCAGUGUGUGUACUGUAUGUUUUCAGCAAUGGCAGUAUUAUCCCACCCCCAACGAGUUGGGUAUGUCUGUUUAGUCAUAGAGAACUUUUAUAUUUAUGUGUCUUAUUUUUUAUAUUUCUUUAUGGUUAUUUAUUACACUAUGUAGUGUACAAUACUGUAGUUUGUAUUAAUACGAUAAUAUAUUUUAGUAUGGAAAAAAAAAAGAAUCAAAGGCAAAUAACUGCAAGCCUGGAAAAAUAAGACUCCGGCAUACUGAAGUAUGUUUUUCGAACAAAUGAAAGAUGUUUUUCUUCAAGAAAAAAUGAGAAACUCGCACCCUGCAAGCCUGAAAAUUGGAACCUGUGACCUCUCUGCAUCCAUUCUCAUGUUAGUUUAGUUUUCUUUCCCCUCUCUAAUAUGAAGCUACUGAACUUUUGAAAACUAAUUGUAUGUCUAAUAGCAUGAGUGUGUGCUGUUGUAUUGAAGGAUGAUCCUUAACCACGCAAAUUGUCCUUUUUGCCAAGCCAAAAUAAUAUUGACGUAUGUUCUUAUGUUUUUAUUUGUGCCAAUUUGUUACUUUAUAUGUCAGUGUCACAACCAUGCCCAGUUUUAUAUGCCCCUCCCCUUUUAACACCCUCAUCUUUUUUUAUUGUGAUUGUUUUUGUUCUUGUUUUUGUUGAUUUUUUUAUGACUCCCCAUCUCACAAUAAAAUACAUCAAUUACAAGCUG
This is a messenger RNA of Acanthochromis polyacanthus (spiny chromis), 6982 nucleotides long. RefSeq names its product zinc finger E-box binding homeobox 1b (gene zeb1b). Gene Ontology annotation, molecular function: RNA polymerase II cis-regulatory region sequence-specific DNA binding; DNA-binding transcription factor activity, RNA polymerase II-specific. The record is from RefSeq and is a predicted model, not a curated record. The coding region runs from base 72 to 3560 and encodes 1162 amino acids. Gene Ontology annotation, biological process: anatomical structure development; regulation of transcription by RNA polymerase II. Lineage: Eukaryota; Metazoa; Chordata; Actinopteri; Pomacentridae. The transcript has 8 exons.